Molecule: messenger RNA, 904 nt
Organism: Brassica rapa (field mustard)
Lineage: Eukaryota; Viridiplantae; Streptophyta; Magnoliopsida; Brassicales; Brassicaceae
Product: NADH dehydrogenase [ubiquinone] iron-sulfur protein 7, mitochondrial
Biological process (GO): mitochondrial respiratory chain complex I assembly; electron transport coupled proton transport; aerobic respiration
Cellular component (GO): respiratory chain complex I
Molecular function (GO): 4 iron, 4 sulfur cluster binding; NADH dehydrogenase (ubiquinone) activity; quinone binding
Source: RefSeq, a predicted model, not a curated record
CCACCUGUUCUUUAGUAAACGCUUUAAAGAGUUCACCUGGCCACCACAACUCCACGACAAAAUGGCCAUGCUUACGCGCAACGCCGCCACGCGCCUCCCUCUCCUCCUCCAAUCUCAACGCGCCUCCGCCGCCGCCGUCUCUCACAUCCACACAUCCCUCCCGUCCCUCUCCCCCUCGACAUCACCAACAUCCUACACCCGUCCAGGUCCUCCUUCAACCUCCCCUACUCCGCCGGGACUCUCGAAGACGGCGGAGUUCGUGAUCUCCAAGGUCGACGACCUCAUGAACUGGGCUCGCAGGGGAUCGAUCUGGCCCAUGACCUUCGGCCUCGCCUGCUGCGCCGUGGAGAUGAUGCACACCGGCGCCGCUCGCUACGAUCUCGAUCGGUUCGGUAUCAUCUUUAGGCCGAGUCCGCGUCAAUCGGAUUGUAUGAUUGUCGCCGGGACGCUUACGAACAAGAUGGCUCCUGCUCUUCGCAAGGUAUAUGAUCAAAUGCCGGAGCCAAGGUGGGUGAUAUCGAUGGGAAGCUGCGCCAAUGGAGGUGGAUACUACCACUACUCCUACUCGGUGGUUCGAGGGUGUGACAGGAUUGUGCCAGUGGACAUUUACGUCCCUGGGUGCCCUCCGACCGCUGAGGCUUUGCUCUAUGGACUCUUACAGCUUCAGAAGAAAAUCAACAGGCGCAAGGAUUUCUUGCAUUGGUGGAACAAGUGAUCAAAGCUUUAAAGUCUCAUCCUUCUUCCAAUGUGAAAGGGAGAGUUUUUUUUUCAGACAAAGGUUCGGGUAAUAAAAUGUGGAUGUUUCAGUGCAUGUUUCUUUGUGGAGAUGUAAACGAGUGAUUUUUUACAAGUUUUAUGUGGAUUCUUAUUUAUUUGAUCUAUUCACAAGCUCUUUGUUUCUCUC